AGGAAUUCCUCGAAUGGCCCUGCGCGGCAAAUGGGCGACGCGCCCGUUCCCGCACGCCAGAUCGUCCGGUUGAAAGCGGAUAAAGUCGGCAGAGUGGAGCGAGGAGCCGCUGGCCCCUUGCCGCCCACGACGCGCAAUGUCAUUUUGAAAUUGUGGUUGACAGCGUCAGCGCUCCGCCAUGGCGACCCCCGUCUACCCGCAGCUCAAGCUCACGUACUUUGAAAUGCCAGGCCGCGCUCACGUGUCCCGGCUAGCCCUCGUCGUCGCCGGCAUCCCGUUCGAAGAUGAACGCAUUUCGCCAGAAGCUUGGCCCGCGCUGAAGCCGACGCUACCGUACCAGCAAAUGCCCGUCUUGACCGUGGAUGGCCAAGUGUUUGCUCAAGCGCACGCGAUCGAACGCUACGUGGGCAGCUUGUCGGGACUGUACCCGACGUCGAACCGGUUGCAUGCGCUCGUGGUGGAUGAAAUCGUCGACUUUCUCGAUGACAUCACCAAGCUCCUCAUGCCGAGUUUCGUCGAACAAGACCCGGACAAGAAGAAGGCGCUGCGCGAAGAGCUUGCAGCGACCAGCCUCCCACGCAUGUUUGGCCUUCUCGAGGCACGCUUGGUGGGGUUGCCGUCGAAAGGGCCGUGGGUUCUCGGGUCGAUCUCGAUCGCCGACCUUGCCAUCCAUGGCCUCAUGCUCAUGAUGACGUCGGGAUUCCUCGACCACAUUCCCCAGGAUUUGUGCGACCCGUACACGCGCACCAUGGACGUGUUUCGCGCCGUCCAGACUCACCCGAAAGUCGUCGAAUGGUUUGCCAAGUUUGAUUAGUGGGCUGUGUGUUGAGAGUCCCCUUUAUUCAUGAUCUUGAAUAUGAAGCACGGCAUGCACUGGGCCCAUGUACAUGUGACGCCUGUGGACCGCCAUGCGCCAAGCAG
Messenger RNA from Aphanomyces invadans, 921 nucleotides. RefSeq lists its product as hypothetical. The coding region runs from base 179 to 814 and encodes 211 amino acids. Gene Ontology annotation, molecular function: glutathione transferase activity. The transcript has a single exon. Gene Ontology annotation, biological process: glutathione metabolic process. NCBI's taxonomy places the organism in Eukaryota, Oomycota, Saprolegniomycetes, Saprolegniales, Verrucalvaceae. The record is from RefSeq and is a predicted model, not a curated record.